AAUGCUAGAAGAUGACCUUAAGCUAAGUAGUGAUGAAGAGGACAAUGAACAGCAGGCAGCCCAGAGAACGGCUCUCCACGCUCUGUCUGACAGCGCUGUAGUCCAGCAGGCCAACUGCAGAGCCUCGGUGCCUCCCAGCAAGGGCAGCGGCAGUGGCAGCAGCAGCAGCGGCAGCAGCUCGUCCAGCGACUCGGAGAGCAGCUCCGGAUCAGACUCGGAGACUGAGAGCAGUUCCAGCGAAAGCGAGGGCACUGCCCACUACUCCAGCCCCGAGGCCGAGCCUGCGUCCUCGAACAAGUGGCAGCUGGAUAAAUGGCUGAACAAAGUUAAUCCCCAUAAGCCGCCUAUUCUGAUCCAAAAUGAAAGCCACGGGCCUGAGAGCAAUCAGUACUACCCUCCCGGGAAAGACCAAGUGCAGAACUGCGGGAAGCUCCCCGACGGGUGCCAAACCGGCCUGAGAGAGAAGGACCUCAAGAGCACCUGCAAGGAGGAGCAGAGGCCUCGGACAGCGAACAAGGCCCCCGGGACUAAAGGCGUGAAGCAGAAGUCCCCGCCCGCGGCCGUGGCGGUGGCCGUGACUGCAGCCGCCCCGCCGCCCGUGGUCCCUGGCGCGCCACCUGAGAGCGCGCCGGCGCGAAGGUCUGCGGGCAAGAAGCCCCCCAGGCGCACGGAGAGGACCUCGGCUGGCGACGGUGCCAACUGCCACCGGCCCGAGGAGCCCGCGGACGUACUGGGGACGGGCACGGCCAUCCCCGCGGAGCCCACCAAAGCCAGGCCCUGCGGCAACAGCAGAACGAGCCACCGCAAGGAGCUGCGCGCCUCGGUCACCUGCGAGAAGCGCCGCACGCGCGGGCUGAGCAGGAUCGUUCCCAAGUCCAAGGAGUUCAUCGAGACCGAGUCUUCGUCUUCGUCUUCCUCCUCGGACUCGGACCUGGAGUCAGAGCAGGAGGUGUACCCUCUGGCCAAAGCGCAGGCCGUGGCCGCCGCUGCCUCCGCUGCCUCCGCGAGUGAACAGAGGCUCAAAGAGGCUGCCAGCAACAUCAGCGGCGGUGGGCCGCGCGCGCCCGUGGGCUCCAUCAACGCCAGGACCACCAGUGACAUCGCCAAGGAGCUGGAGGAGCAGUUCUACACACUGGUCCCCUUCGGCCGCAACGAGCUUCUCUCCCCCCUGAAGGACAGUGACGAGGUCAGGUCUCUGUGGGUCAAAAUUGACCUGACCCUCCUGUCCAGGAUCCCAGAACACCUGCCCCAGGAGCCGGUGGUCUUGAGUGCUCCUGCGGCCAAGGACGCUGAGAGCGCACCGCCCAGCCAUCCAGCUGACACACCCGUGGAAAAGGCUUUGCCAAAAUCCAAGAGGAAACGCAAGUGUGACAACGAAGACGACUACAGAGACGUCAAGAAGGCCCAGGGAGACAAGGACAGCUCUUCACGACUGACCGCCUCUGCCAGUAAUACUUUGUCUGCAAACCAUUGCAAUAUGAACGUCAACAGCUUGGCAAUACCCAUAAAUAAAAAUGAAAAAAUGCUCCGGUCGCCCAUCUCACCCCUCUCCGAUGCCUCGAAACACAAAUACUCCAAUGACGACUUGACAUCUUCCAGCAGAUCCAACGGCAAUGGCUUGUUCACUUCCGCCACCUCUAACAAGAAACAUAAGGCUGAGAACCAGUUGCAGUCCCAUGCCGGAGACCUCGCGAAGGCAGCUCACAACAAUUCGGAAAAUGUUCUCCACAAGUCACGGCCACAGACAGAGCCAUGGUCUCCAGGCUCCAACGGCCACCGGGACUGCAAGAGGCAGAGGCUUGUCUUCGAUGACAUGCCGCGCAGUGCAGAUUAUUUUAUGCAAGAAGCUAAACGGAUGAAGCAUAAAGCAGAUGCAAUGGUGGAAAAGUUUGGGAAGGCCUUGAACUACGCUGAAGCAGCCUUGUCAUUCAUUGAGUGUGGAAAUGCAAUGGAGCAGGGCCCAAUGGAAUCCAAAUCUCCUUAUACCAUGUAUUCAGAAACAGUGGAGCUCAUCAGGUAUGCUAUGAGACUAAAGACCCACUCUGGCCCCAAUGCCACACCAGAGGACAAGCAACUGGCCGCAUUAUGUUACCGAUGCCUGGCUCUCCUGUACUGGCGGAUGUUUCGACUCAAAAGGGAUCAUGCUGUAAAGUAUUCAAAAGCACUUAUCGACUAUUUCAAGAAUUCAUCUAAAGCUGCCCAAGCCCCAUCUCCAUGGGGGGCCAGUGGAAAGAGCACUGGAACCCCAUCCCCCAUGUCUCCCAACCCCUCCCCCACCAGCUCCGUGGGAUCUCAGGGGAGCCUUUCCAGUGCCAACACCCUGUCCCCUUCGACUAUCGUCAGCAUCCCACAGCGCAUCCACCAGAUGGCAGCCAAUCACGUCAGCAUCACCAACAGCAUCCUCCACAGCUAUGACUACUGGGAGAUGGCAGACAACCUGGCCAAGGAAAACAGAGAAUUCUUCAAUGACCUGGACCUGCUCAUGGGGCCUGUCACCCUGCACAGCAGCAUGGAGCACCUGGUCCAGUACUCCCAGCAGGGCCUGCACUGGCUGCGGAACAGCACCCACCUGUCGUAGGGACCUCACCCUUGAGCUGGAUUGUGCUCUCGUCUCCACGGAUGGCUCAAUGUUUCGGGACACUGUGCUACUGAAACCCCCAGCAUUUAUCAAACUGCGGUGACUAUUUCUCAGCAUCGAACAAUGGUCUUUUCCCAGGGCAUGUGUGUUUGUAUGUGUGGGUGUAGAAGAAGCUGCCUGUGUAUGUGUGUAAGAUACACAGCUCUUUAGAACACAUUUUCUUUGUCUGGUUUCUGUAAUCCCAGGCUAAACCAAGUGAUCAGAGCUUUCUGAUUAGGGAAAAUACGCUUACAUACAUACACACACAAAAUCAAUAUCUCUCUCUCUCUCUCUCUCUCUCUGACACACACACACACACACACACACACACACACACACACUUUUCUAUUUCAAAGCUCAACCAUGACUUCUCAGAACAUUCAACCAAAAUUUCAUGGGUUAGUUAACCAGGUGCAAUGCAGCACACCAAAAGCUUGACUGCCAGUUAGGAUGAGCCUAGUCCUUAUAUUAUUGAUUACUUUCAGUAUUAAUAUACUAUUCCCCAAUUAUUUUUUAACUAUGUAUAUUAAUGGGUAAUUGAAUAAUGACAAUAAGUCGGUUAUUUUUGUGCUGGACAUUUACUAGGUUGCAUGUUACCAAAUACCCUGCCUCUCAUCAAACACCCAACCCCUGCAUCCAACUUUAUUCUCAACUAAACGCGUUAUAAACAAAUGGAUCAACUCCCACAGGCCUUCCCUGCCCUGCUCCCCCAAAUAGUAUGAAAAUGGCGCUGAGACCUGGUAAGGACUCAGUGCCUUUGAACGUAAACCAACAUGAAAACAGCAGCAGCUGCAUCUUGGAGCUGAGUUAGGAAUUGAAAUCUUUUGCACGUGUAACAAGCCCGCCCAGCACAUGUGUUUGUUUCUUUUUCCUGCCACUGUGACAUAGUGGCUGUAGAGCCAUGUGGCAUUUGUCCACUGGUAUUUUUCAAGUCUUUUCUUUCCACAAUAGCUUUCUUACAAAUUUUCUUGGUCACGUUAGGACAUUACCUAGAAGCCCCCUUCGCUGGGACUGUAUCCGUUGCUUAUCUGUCUGAGAACUACUUGCUGUCAUGAUACUGUCCAGCCCUCUCACUCUUUGUACAGAAUGUGCCACUUUUAAUGCAUUUUGAACUGGGGUAGGGGUGGAGCAGGGGGCGGAAUAUUUCAGGCUUUGAUGAGCAAGCUGCUUACUGUCCAGGGGAAGUUAUUCCUGCAGUGGUCGCCAUGCUGUUUGGGUAUCAAUGACCAGAACAUUGCACUUAUAUAUCCCACUCGUCUGCUCUGUCUUGCCCUCAAUUCUUUUUUCUUUUUCUCUUUUUUUUAAGUUUACGUUUUAGUUUUUUGACAUCUUGUUUACAGUUUUUGUCUGAAACUUGUUUCUUUGAUAGUCUCUUGCCAUGCCCUAGAUGUAGUCUUCUUGUGAAUAUACUUGGAUAUAAAAAUAUUGGUUAAAAAGAAAAACUCCUGAAAAAAAAAAGAUAUCCCUUGUCACAUUUUAAAAACAAAAAUAAUGUCCUUGAGGCCUCUCAAUUGACAAAAUUGCACCAGGACACUCUGAGAAAAACAGGAGGAGCAAUCCAUUUUUCAAGGUGAUGGUGGCACAAAUCAUAUAUAACAGAUAUGGAUGUAUGCUUUCACUGGUGGUCUCAUUAACCAACCAUCAGUGGAAACCUAUAUCUUGUCGGCUCGCAAUGUUAACAUUUUUGUCAGGCACUUUUUGGUGGGAAAUAAGAUUGCUGUAAUUCCCUAGCUAAGCACUGAUUCAAAACUGUACAAACGAUUGAACCACUUUGGUGAUCUGAAAUUCAUUUAAAAUGAGCAGAUGAAAGGUUUAUGAAAUUUGCAUAUGGCUUUGGCCUUUAAGCAUCUUGAGCUAUUAACAGAAUUUCUAGUUAGCAUUUAUCCAACUAAGGUGCUUCUCACAUCCCUGCCACUAAUUGUUGUUCGCAGAAUUCACGAUCCCAUUUGAUGUUGGAAAUUGGAGUCGAACUUAAGAAAUUGUAAAUUGUUUUCUUGGAGGACUGAGGCUUAGUUCUGCUUACUCUUGCUGAAUUAUGAUGAAAUGUUCAAACUGUCACAUAAAGGGUUCCUCAGGGUCUGUCCUGCAUCCCCAGGGUGUAUUGCUGGCCUCCUCCAUCUUCAAAGCUGCGUGUCUUGUGUGGUAUCCAUGUGAUGGCCUCCAGCUGACACACAGGUGGCCUCUGGCUGACUGUGCCAGUGGCAUGUUAUCAGCUCCUUGGUGACCCAUGUUUCCCAACCAAACGCCACUGGUCAUUUCCGGGAUGGUCAGAGCAUGCAGUUCCUCUCACCAUCUUGUGUUUCUUCAGUAGAGAAUGUGGGCAGUGAUUUCUAUUUGCUUGGACGUAGAUGAUUUUGGUAAGGAACCAUCUUCUGAUCAUUGCUUGUUAAAGUCAUUCAUAACUGUUCCUUUUAUUUAUUUUUGUUCAAAGUAGAACUAUCUUGGAUUUCCUGAUUAUAAAAGCAAUACAUACUCAUUGUAAAAAUUCAGACAAUACAGAGCUAUAGAAAGUAGAAGGCAGUAAGCCCCACCCUCCAGAGACAACCACUGCUCACAGUUUUGUGUAUAUCCUUCUAGAGACUCUCCCAUUUCAAUAUAUAAUGUCUAGUAUCAUUUCUUUCUAUUUGAAAACAUAUUAUUUUUUCAGAAGUUCAACACAAGUUCAACUGACCUUACCUUUCCAUGACCUGAAUGAAUGCCAUGCUUUAUCACAAUGUUAGAGUUACCUUUCAAAGAAAAGUAACCCAAAUACAUUCCUGGUCAAAAUUUGGGAUUUGUUACUACUCUACACAGAUCAGACUUAUGUGCAGAAUUGUACCUGGAAAGAGAGGUUUGGUUAAAACAGUAAUGUCUGAAAACUUCAAAUUGCAAAUGGAAACACAGACCCACUAUCUAAAAGGGAACAUACUGGAAAAGUAACCUGAAGAGUUGACAUUGUGUACUAGAUUGAACACAUGGAACGCAAUGCAAUGAGACUUUCUGCACUCAAACUUAUCCUCGUAUGUAAAACAAUGAUGUGUGUAUUAUAUAACAGUGAUGUGUACAUUUCUGACAUCCCAUGCAUAAUAUACACAGUUUGUAUAAAUGCAUACAUUUAAAAAUAUAUAUGUACAAUACAGCUACCAUAAAACUGUAGGACGCCUGAAGGCUAUUACUAGUGCCUAAUAUUAAGUAUAAGUCACUGCGUGUUCGCAUCACGUUGGAAGUGCAGUAAUUGUUAUAAAAUUAAUCAGUGCAGCCAACAUUAUUUAUGAAUCACAUCUUUGAAACUGUGCAGUAGUAUAUACAUAUAUAUUUUUAAAUAACAUUUUUCACAGUUUUCCAGAGUUACUGUUGAAAUCUGUAUCACCAAAAAAAGAAAAAAAAAAAGCUAGAUUUUUUUAAUGAUGUAGACACUCUUCAGACCCAGUAAUCUGUGUGUGAUUUCCUGUUUGUAGAUACCCAAGAGACUUUAGCAGUCACCAGCCUUAAUGCAUGUACAGGAUAUUAUUGUGACUUAAUUUAUCUGCAGUUCUUAAUCCAUGUGAAAUUGGAAUUUAUAAACUGACUUGGAUUAAACAUGUCUGCCUUCCUAAGGUUGCAAAUGUUACAUUAAAUGAUCUAUGUUGUAAAUGAGAGAAAUUGAGUUGUACGUAAAAAAACAUCCACCAUUCUCUGUGAAUUUUUCACAAGGAACCUUCAGAAUCAAAAUAUGUUUUGAGUAAGUAUUCUGGUCCCCAGUUCAUAAUCUCUUUAGAGUGACCUUGUUGUUUCAUGAAUUUUUUUAAUGUAGCUCCCACAGAUUAUCAUUACUAAGUCUGCUAUUUUUCAUGGGAAGAAAGAGUAUGUUUUUGUUCAUUAUAAUUAUACUUUUUACUAGUCGUAUUUCCCAUUUCCCAGCCCAUAUACACACAUGCACAUGCGUGCGUGAGAAUACACCCAAUGUCCCAGCAAACACUGAGUAGGAGGCUUGAGGAGUUCACAUUGAUGACCGCAUUGAUGCCUGUCCAACCAGUGGCCCUGGGACACUGUUCCACUCGACAUUCCUUAAUGACACAAGUUAAUACCCUGACUUGUGUAUGCCGGGUUUUUCCAAUUCAAACUAACAUGGUGGAAUAGUUGCAAUAUUUGGUGGAUGAAAAUAAGAAUUUUGAACUAAUAGAACCAAAUACUAGACCAGUGGCUUGCCAUGGUACAGCCCCCUGGUGGGAGGGUUUUCUGUUAACUUUAUUUUCAACCUUCUCUCUGUACUUUUUCAUUCCCCUCCUCCCCAAACUAAACUAAACUAAAGAGGCAGAAUGAGCAACAAAAACAAACCGAUUACUUCACUUUACCCAGCCUAUAUCCUUAGAUUCAGAUACACCUUGUCAUGAAGCAGAACUAUAGAUCUGCGACACCAUGGAGACUGCCUCACUCCAAAGAUGGUCAGGACCGGGACUUGGCUCUGCUUACUCCAGGGACCACCAACUUGAUACUCUUUCCCAGAUGAUUGGGCAAAGAGACGCCCAGCAGUCUUUCAAGAACUGUCUUUCUCUUAUGCAGUUUUGCCUAUUACCCUGCUGAAGUCUGUUCUUAUCAGAAUCAUAUUUUUUAAGAAGUAAUACAUUUUUUAUGAAACCUGGAUCAACUGGAGUCUUGAAAGACUUUUUUUUUUUAAUGAAAGGAAAAAACAACACGAACUGCAUUUCCAACAAUUUGGAGCCAGAGUUUAUUUCCUCGUUUUCACGUUCCCAGAAGAGCACAGUCUUUCACUAAUAGUACAACUUCCUGACAAACAGCACAAGAAACAUUUAGACUUGAGAUUUGUGUUCUCUUUGUCCCAACUGAAUGAUUCUGUAUUUGUCAUCAGCGGGGUGAAUUUGUUUGCUUGGCAUGAGGAAAAUUAUAAAACUCUGUUCUCAAAUGAAUGACAUCUGAUCACGGUUGUUUUGGUUUUUAUUGUUUAAUUGACACACUGGGACAGCAGUGGGUAAAUUUUGGGUCGGCUGCAAAACGAUUUAGAUUCACAGCUCUUACAGUAAUGGGAAUCAGGGAAAUAAAUCCCUGUGCGUCUCUCUGAAAAUCCUCCUCUUACAGCCAAUUUUAAACACAUUGCUCUGAGGGACGAAGUCAAGGCACUAAUCCCAAGUCCACACAAGGAUCGGCAUGUGUCUUUAAGCAUCACGAAGCGAUGGGGAGGCCUGACAAGCUGAAUCAAGGACUUGUUUGCCACUUGUUUCUAACCUAGGAAAAGCUCAUCAGAGACUCUUUCUAUCCAAAUAUGAUGUAAACUUAAAUAAAACCAAUGUUUAGGAUUUUCAAACA
Hipposideros armiger (great roundleaf bat) is the source of this 7900-nucleotide messenger RNA. It is a transcript of the gene AFF3, whose product is annotated as ALF transcription elongation factor 3. The record is from RefSeq and is a predicted model, not a curated record. Gene Ontology annotation, biological process: regulation of gene expression. Gene Ontology annotation, cellular component: super elongation complex; nucleus. The annotation marks the transcript as partial. Lineage: Eukaryota; Metazoa; Chordata; Mammalia; Chiroptera; Hipposideridae. The transcript is spliced from 15 exons.